Messenger RNA from Callithrix jacchus (white-tufted-ear marmoset), 5447 nucleotides. It is a transcript of the gene TMEM67, whose product is annotated as transmembrane protein 67. The record is from RefSeq and is a predicted model, not a curated record. Gene Ontology annotation, biological process: cilium assembly. Gene Ontology annotation, cellular component: ciliary transition zone; MKS complex. Lineage: Eukaryota; Metazoa; Chordata; Mammalia; Primates; Cebidae.
CAGAGGCUGAUGGGACGCUGGAGCCUGGGCGGCUGCUAGCGUCGGUACCAUGGCUACGCGCGGUGGGGUUGGGGUGGCAAUGGCGGCUUGGUCCCUUUUAUCUGCCCGAGCCGUGACUGCGUUCCUUCUGUUGUUACUCCCUCGCGUCUUACAGGCCCAGACCUUCUCUCUCCCUUUCCAGCAGCCGGAAAAUUGCGAUAACAACCAGUACUUUGAUAUCUCCGCGCUCUCCUGUGUUCCGUGUGGAGCUAACCAGAGGCAGGAUGCCCGAGGAACUUCAUGUGUAUGUCUACCAGGAUUUCAGAUGAUCUCUAAUAAUGGAGGACCUACUAUUAUUUGUAAAAAGUGCCCAGACAACAUGAAAGGUGUUACUGAGGAUGGCUGGGACUGCAUUUCUUGCCCUAGUGGCUUAACUGCAGAAGGAAAAUGUCACUGUCCCACUGGUCAUAUUUUAGUGGAAAGAGAUGUUAAUGGAACAUUGUUGUCUCAAGCAACUUGUGAGCUCUGUGAUGGAAAUGAAAACUCUUUUACAGUAGCAAAUGCUUUACGAGACAGGUGCAUCCGAUGUGAGCCAACAUUUGUCAAUACCAGCAGGUCCUGUGCAUGUUCAGAACCUAACAUUUUAACAGGAGGAUUAUGUUUCAGCAGCACAGGGAGUUUUCCUCUACGUAGAAUUUCAACUGCACGUUAUGGAGAGGUUGGCAUGUCUUUAACUUCAGAAUGGUUUGCAAAGUAUUUGCAAUCAUCAGCAGCUGCGUGUUGGGUAUAUGCCAAUCUAACAUCUUGUCAAGCUCUUGGAAAUAUGUGUGUGAUGAACAUGAAUUCUUACAACUCUGCCACAUUUGAUGCUUGUCGACUAUUUCAGUUUAUCUUUGAAAAUACUGGCGGACUGAGCACUGUUCAUUCUAUUUCAUUUUGGAGACAGAAUCUUCCUUGGCUGUUCUAUGGAGACCAGUUAGGAUUAGCACCUCAAGUGCUCAGUACUGCUUUUCUUCCUACAAAUUUCAGUUUCAAAGGAGAAAACCAGAAUACAAAACUGAAGUUUGUUGCUGCUUCCUAUGAUAUAAGAGGAAAUUUUCUCAAGUGGCAGACUUUAGAAGGAGGUGUUUUACAGCUUUGUCCAGACACAGAGACAAGGCUCAAUGCUGCUUAUUCGUUUGGAACAACCUAUCAACAAAAUUGUGAGAUUCCCAUCUCUAAGAUCUUAACUGACUUUCCCACUCCUAUAUUUUAUGAUGUAUACCUUGAAUAUACUGUUGAAAAUCAACAUCAAUAUAUUUUGGCUGUGCCUGUGUUAAACCUAAAUCUUCAGCACAAUAAGAUGUUUGUGAACCAAGACAGCAACUCUGGCAAGUGGCUUCUGACUCGGCGCAUUUUCUUAGUGGAUGCAGUAAGUGGACGAGAAAAUGACUUAGGAAGUCAGCCAAGAGUAAUUCGAGUGGCCACCCAGAUAUCACUGAGCAUCCGUCUGGUACCCAACACAAUAAAUGGAAAUAUCUACCCUCCCUUAAUCACCAUUGCCUAUAGUGACAUUGAUAUCAAAGAUGACAACAGCCAGUCUGUAAAGGUUUCUUUCUCAGUCACCUAUGAAAUGGAUCAUGGAGAAGCAGAUAUCCAGACAGAUAUUGCUUUGGGUGUGUUGGGUGGGCUAGCUGUUUUAGCAUCUCUUUUGAAGACAGCAGGAUGGAAGAGGCGCAUUGGGAGUCCCAUGAUUGAUUUACAGACAGUUAUGAAAUUCUUGGUGUACUAUGCUGGCUAUCUGGCCAAUGUUUUCUUUAUCAUCACAGUGGGAACAGGUCUUUAUUGGCUUAUUUUCUUCAAAGCACAAAAGUCUGUCUCUGUUUUGCUCCCAAUGCCAGUUCAGGAAGAACGUUUUGUCACUUAUGUUGGAUGUGCCUUUGCUCUGAAGGCACUACAAUUUUUGCAUACGCUCAUAUCCCAGAUUACAAUAGAUAUAUUCUUUAUUGAUUGGGAGCGACCUAAAGGAAAGGUUCUUAAAGCUGUUGAAGGUGAGGGUGGUGUACGAAGUGCCACUGUUCCUGUAAGCAUAUGGAGAACAUAUUUUGUAGCAAAUGAAUGGAAUGAAAUUCAGACUGUGAGAAAAAUUAAUUCACUCUUUCAAGUAUUUAUUGUCCUCUUCUUUUUGGAGGUUGUGGGAUUCAAGAACUUAGCAUUAAUGGACUCAUCUUCUAGUCUUUCUAGAAGCCCACCUAGCUACAUAGCUCCUUACAGCCGCAUUUUGAGAUAUGCAGUGUCUGCUGCUCUUUGGCUAGCCAUUGGAAUUAUACAGAUCAUGUUCUUUGCUGUCUUUUAUGAGAGAUUUAUAGAAGAUAAAAUUCGACAGUUCGUUGAUUUAUGCUCUAUGAGUAAUAUAUCAGUGUUUCUGUUAUCCCACAAAUGUUUUGGAUAUUAUAUUCACGGUAGAUCAGUACAUGGGCAUGCAGAUACUAAUAUGGAAGAAAUGAAUAUGAACCUUAAAAGAGAAUCGGAAAAUUUGUGUAGCCAGAGAGGUUUGGAAUCCAACACAGAUGGUCAGACUUUUCAGAUUGCGAUUUCUAACCAGAUGAGACAACACUAUGACAAAAUUCAUGAGACUCUAAUAAGGAAAAAUGGCCCUGCUAGACUAUUGAGUUCAUCAGCAAGUACUUUGGAGCAGAGUAUAAAAGCCUAUCAUAUGAUGAAUAAAUUUCUUGGCUCCUUCAUUGACCAUGUUCAUAAGGAAAUGGAUUACUCUAUAAAAGACAAGUUGCUUCUUGAAAGAAUUCUUGGAAUGGAAUUCAUGGAACCAGUGGAAAAAAGCAUAUUUUACAAUGAUGAAAGUUAUUCUUUCAGCAGUGUUCUGUAUUAUGGAAAUGAAGCUACCCUUCUUAUUUUUGAUCUGCUGUUCUUCUGCGUGGUGGAUUUGGCUUGCCAAAAUUUUAUUUUAGCAGCCUUCCUUACAUAUCUACAACAAGAGGGUCAAUGAAAUACCAGGGUCUAGUGGAACGCAUAAGUUGCUUGAUUGUGCUUGGAAGAGGAAUCCUAUAGGAAGACACUUAACUGCUAGUCUCCUAGAUGCUACAAGUGAACAGUAAUUAGAGUCCUUUUCACCCUCUCCACCAGAUAGAUGUUAAUGUAACAAAAAAGCAAGCACUGGAGAGCUAGCUCAGGGCUCAGCACCAAAGGGAAGACCCCUUUAGCUUGCAACUUUGACACCUUCCCUACCUGUGUGAAUAAAAAGCAACUUCGUAUAUGAGUGUGGACUCUGAAAUGGAGAUAUCAAGAAAUGGCAAAUCUGUUCUUGAAAUGUUGUUAUUAUCAACUGAAUAUUCUCCAUUAUGUCAAAGAAUAUAUACAAGUAAGAUGCAAUUUAUUAGCCCUUGACAGUGAUCUAGAAUUGUGAAGAAAUUCUGUCCUUAGCGAGUAGAUUCUUUUGAUGUUUCCGUAGCUUUUAGACUUAGAAGAAAGUUGCCUUUCUAAAUAUUUUAAAGUGUAUCCCUGUGAACAUGAGAGAAUUUGUAUUAUUAAUUCAUAAGAAUUUAUUCUAAAUGAGAACAUAUAUUGCUUUGAAAGUAUGAAAGAAAUUAUCAUCUUGAAAUAACUUUGCGUUUCACCCUGGGAUUCAGAUGCCUGAUAGAUGAAAAUAGUUGAGAGAAUUAGCUAAUUGAAUCUAGAUAUUUUAUUGAUAUGCAUAUUUCAUUUUGUUUAUAUUUCUUUUCAUUCAGAAUUGUUUUAAUUUUCCAGAUUUUUAGAUAUAUCCGUAAUACAGUAGGACAAAAGAAUUUGGCAUCCAAAACAUUGGUGGAUCAAAGAUUUUUGAUUUAACUUCCUGAAUAAAUAACUUAAAGACUCAGUAUAAUCAUGGCCAAAAGAAAGUGUCAUGAUAUCAGGUUAGUUUGCCAUAUAUUUUAAGACUUGUAAUGUAAACUAUUCUGUUUUUGUUUUUUAUUUGCAGAAAGAUUUAUUUUUAUAAUUUGGGAAUAUAUAAUGUGAUAUAGUAGAAAAUAUUGUUUUCCCAUUGUGUGUGGUACUUAAUACACUAAGUAAUUAACAGUGACAGUGAGGCAAAAAAAAAUCUAAAUGUUGCUUUCAGCAUAGUACUUUUUAAUGAUAAUUAAAAUAGUCUUCAUCAUUUGUCUCUGUAGAUUAUUUUAUAAACUGAGAGCUGUCUGAAUUUUCUCACAUUGACAAAAUAAUUUGAUUCCAAGUUCAAGACUAGUUUUCAGUUGGAUAUUUUCAUGUUUUAUGUGCUUAUGGUUAAAUAAAUAUUGAAAGAUAUUUUCAAGUUUACUUAGAAAUUUUAAAUUGUGUUAUUGCUGAUUCAAUUUGCCUCAUUCUAAUUGUUCACCGUAUCUGGCAGUCAAUUAAUUCACUGUUGGAUUAAUAUGCAUCUCAUGAAGUGAUACCUAUUCAUUCCUUUGUAUAGGUCAGUAUACUCUUUCCAUGAAAUACGUUUGCAUUUCUAACAUAGUUUACAUUUUUUAAGCUAUAAUGUGUGACAUUUUUCCCAAUAUUGUUUUUUAUACAUUUUAAUUUCUUAAUAUUUUAAGAGUUCUCUCCCCGUUUUGCUUUUUCAAUUAUGUUUAAAGACUGUAAAUAACAAACUGUAAGGCUGGGUGCUGUGGCUCACACCUGCAAUCUAGUACUUUGGAAGGCCAAGGCAGGUGGAUCACUUCAGGUCAGGAGUUCGAGACCAGCCUGGCCAACAUGUUGAAACCCUGUCUUUACAAAAAAUACAAAAAUUAGCUGUGUGUGGUGGCACAUGCCUGUAAUCCCAGUUACUUGGGUGAGGCACGAGAAUUGCUUGAACCCAGGAGGUGGAGGUUGCAGUGAGCCAGAUAGCACCACUGCACUCCAGCCUGGAUGACAGAGUAAGACCUAUCUUAGGAAAAAAAAAAAACAAAAUACUGUAAAUGUAUCAUGUUUCUUACUGCUUUCUGUGUUAAUGCUAUGUAAAUACUUAAAAUGCAAUACUGUACAAAUAUUGUUUAUAUUUUCUCAGUUGAAAAUAUAUACUAAAAGAUUUGGUGUUUCUGUUUUCUGUUUGAUUAAUGUAUAUCUCAUGCAUUUAGGAAUAUAGCAUUAUUGGGGCAGAGGUCCCAGCCGUUGCCAAAGUUGAAUCUUUCACAUUUCCCUGAAUCUUGAGGAUGACUGAAAAGAAAGUCUUUGAAACUACUGUGUCUGAAGGAUCACAGUACAGGAAUGCCUUUAUAAAAGCUGCAGAGAUAGAUACAUUACUGGCAUGGAUUUUUAAAACCACUCACUCAGAAGCAUAUGUAAGAAAUUCAACCAUCAUUCAACACAGAAGUUAAUUUUAGUGUAAAUGUUUUUAAGUAUUAAAUUUCACAAUAAAGGAUUUAUUGGCUUACUUGCUGAUAAAACACAGAAAACAUUUAAAAUCAUUCUUAAUUAAUUUUGUAUGAUAUUUUUAUUUUGGUUAGAUGCAUAAAAAUUAGUUCAGAUUUUCA